Molecule: messenger RNA, 2670 nt
Organism: Microdochium trichocladiopsis
Lineage: Eukaryota; Fungi; Ascomycota; Sordariomycetes; Xylariales; Microdochiaceae
Exons: 1
Coding region: 451-2523 (690 amino acids)
Source: RefSeq, a predicted model, not a curated record
GCGCAACUGACACGCCCGUCAGCCAUCGGGGACGGCAUUGAACACAGAGCCUCCCAGGCUAGCCAGUCCCGAGUUGUCGAGAAGUCUGAAGGGGGGCUGUGUCACGACUGUCGACGCCUGCUAGGUCCUGUCUUCCUAUGAUUUCUCUUACUCAUGCUGGUGAUUCGGCAACAUGCUCGUUGUUACCCAAUGGCAGUCGCCUGACUUGUUGCAAUUCCUAGGCUGGAGAACCCAGUUAUCUCAACGCGGUGCUUGAGUCGAACCGUCAGAUCCAGCAGCAGGACGACAGGUUACUGGACCGGUCAAUCACAAGGACUUCACUCGGAGCGUUGAUAGUAUUCGGGCAACGGCGAACCUUUACGCCACGGAGAAUACUUCUACCAGCUCGCUCACUAUACUGCUUUUUCAGCAGGACUCCAAGGUCGACCUACAGACCGAGACUGUCCAGCAAUGUACCACCUCCGCCGCCGCCUGCUCACGCUACUCGCGGUCCUCAGCACCCUGGUGUUCCUGCUGUGGUUCCUCCCGCGGGCGCUCAACCCCGUCAAGCCGAGCCGCGAGAGGCAGGAGGCCGACCGGCGGUGGGUGGACACCUCGCCGUCCUGGCUGGACCGGCAGGCGUGCCGCUGGCUCGCCCUGUGUGGCAUCGCGCACGUGCGGAGCGAUCCCCCUGAGGGGCGACGCAAGGUUGCUUUCGGCAGCGGCAGCGGCAGCACCGAGAGUCCGCGUGUCUGGAGCGGGUGGGAUGAUGAUCGGGUAGAGUUGCGACGACGGGAGGGAGUGCAGGACCAGGCACCAGGGCGAGCGAGUGUAGAACAAGACAGGGAGGAGGAGGAGGACGGCACCUGGUUGCGAGCCAACGAGCCGGGAACGUCAGCAUCGUCGGCAUCGUCACCGCCGCCGACGAGGAACCACAGCUCCGUCCCGAUGCGUGCCAUACCGCAGUAUGUUCUGGACCACGCGCCCCUCGUGCAUCUUUACUCGGGCGAGCAGUUCUGGCCAUCCGACAUUGCCGAGCACCUGCGGCAUAUGAUCCCGCGCAGAGGCGGUGGCUCGGGAUCGGAUGAGCCCAUCGACCUGCCUGAACCGCCGAGUCUGGACCGUCUGGCCGAACAACUGAAUCCGUAUCUGCGCGAUGGACUUGGCGGAGGCGUGUUCUUGUCAAGUGAGGUAGAUGUCGAGGACCGGCCCGGCUGGCUACACAGCAGGGACAAUGUACCUGUCGGUUCUUGGAGUGGUGACUUGGAAAAAGCAGAGCGGCAACGAUUUGUUGGUGAGAAUGACCCAUUGAUCGAAGACGACGGUAUAGGCUAUCCCGCCGAGAGUACGACGUGGUUCGACGUCGACAAGGCCCAUCCGUUGAACCGGAUAUCCGACCCUCGUCAGAAACCUGAAGGCCGCCUCGGCGGCGGCAAGGACGGUCUGCACGUGGCAAAGAGACAGGCUAGGGAUCUCAUGCCGUCGAGACGGAAACGUUCCAGGGUUUUUCGACCAGACUACACUCCUCUAGUAACUCUGGCACCAGGUUCCGAUGGCCUCACAGAUCCGCCACUGGGCAUCCUCCAGCAACCGCACAACAAGCCCGACAACGGCACGGGCUACUCCCGCGCCCCUGCGACGCUGAUACUCGUGGACAAAGGGCAUGGGGUGCUCGACGCAUACUGGUUCUUCCAUUAUUCUUACAACCUGGGCCAGACGGUGCUGGGCGUGCGCUACGGCAACCAUGUGGGCGACUGGGAGCACGCCAUGGUGCGCUUCGAGAGCGGCGUCCCGCGUGCCGUGUACCUGAGCGAGCACGAGGGCGGGCAGGCGUACGCAUGGGCGGCCGUGGAGAAAAAGUACGAGGCUCAUGGCAGAAGCAACGCCACACACAGCCACGAACGCAGUGGAGUUGAAGGAGACGAAUCUUCACCGUCGUCAUUAGUCCCAAUGGUCCAGUCCGGGGCAAAAUUCAGAGGACCUGCAAGACCAGUGAUAUACAGCGCCGUGGGCAGCCACGCAAUGUACGCCACGCCGGGGGACCAUCCGUACGUGCUGCCGUUCAAGAUGCUGCGCGACGUCACGGACCGCGGCCCGCUAUGGGAUCCGGCGCAGAACUUUCGCUCGUACUGGUACGACUAUACCUAUACCGCUGCCGCUGACGCUCCCCUUUCCGCGGACCAGGCCGUCCCGCCCUCCAAAGAUGGGACAAACGUCGAGCUCGGCAGUACUUCCACUGGUAGUAGUGUUGGUGGUGGUGAUCGUGGCCUCGUCCCGACGGCCGAGAAUCCCGACGCCCCGACGAGCUGGUUCCACUACGAGGGCCAGUGGGGGGACGAUACCCUCAGGCUCGGCGACGAGAGGCAGUACCGCUUGUUUGGGCAGUACCACUACGUCGCGGGGCCGCAGGGGCCCAAGGCCAAGAACCUGGGCCGGUCAAAGGUGUGCCAGUCCAGCGGCAGCAACGACGCGAGCGGGCGGCCGAGGCCGUGUAGGAUGAUAUACAGCCUCGAGGAGGGGCGGAGGCGCAGCUGGCAUUCUUGAACACCGGGAGUGAGAGAGAGAGAGAGAGAGAGCGGCAUGGUAAUUGGGAUAAACUAGGAUCUGCGGGCAUAUCUGACGUGGGAGGACACAUAGAUGACCUAGUAUAGCAUAGAUCAUCAAUACAGUGUCGGCCAUGAGAACACGGGG